GGCGGCCCCUCCACGCCGCCUGAGGCCCGCGCUGCCUGGGCCGACGCCCUGAUGGUUGAGGCGACCGCGCUCACGGGCGCCUUCCGCGCGGGCCAGGCCAAGGGCUUCUCGGAAUGGAUCCCGCGGCCCAUGAAGGCUGGAGGUGGAGCUGCCCAUGCAUGCAGGAGGGGGCCCCAAGGCUGGCUGCCCGACGAGAUCGCGGACGGCGCCCCCGCGGGCGGACAGGACAGAGCCGACGCGGUGGCAAAGUUUUGGCCCCAAGAGGUCUGGGCUCUGAAAGACCCAGCGGGGCCGUCGGAAACCGCGCUCGGGCCUCUGACGGGGCCGCCACUGGGGAGGCCCUCGCUGAAGCGAGCUCGCAGGGCGGCCAAUCAGCUCGCCAGGCGCACGGGGGCGGGGGCCGACCACCUCAACCCGAAGCUCGUCGCGGGCCUCAGCGACCUGUGUGUCGAGAGCCUCGUCGACCUCGAGCGUCUCGGGGGUUCCCCCUCGGCCGCGAGAACAGUGCACCUAGUCAUGCUCAUCCAGCCCAAUGGCGGGUUCCGCCCUAUAGGGCCCCUCACCUGGCUGCCGAAAUGGCGGGCGCGCAUCCACCAGAGGGGCAGCCGCUCGUGGGCAGCCAACCUGCCGCCAAGGAGAAAGGGCAACUUCUGGGGCGGCCAAGGGAAGGCCGCGGAGGAGGCUGUCUGGCGGCAGGCCCCGCGCAACGAGUCAGCUGACGGCAGGGGCGAGCGCGCCGGCGGCGUGCUCCUUGACAUCUGGAAAGCCUGCGAGGCGGUCUCGCCGGCGGUCGCUCAGAGGCGCGCGGGUGCAGAGGGGCACCCCCUAGCCCUCGCGGUUUCGGCGCUCAGCAUCUACGGGGGCCCGAGGAGGAUCGUCCACCACGGCGUCGUCUCGGAGGCCCUCUACCUGGCGACGGGCCUGGAGGCUAGUCGCGGGCGCGCCGGAAGCUUGCCCCGAUGCUGCAUGGCCGCCGUCGACGCGGAGCACCGCAAGAUGUACGAGAAAGUGCCCCUGGCCAUCACGUUCGACGACUGCUCCCUGCGCAUGGCGGGCCCCGAGGCCGAGGUCGGCACCCUGCCGGGCCAGGCGGCGGGGGCAGCUGCCGGGGGCCUCGAGCGGGGCCCGGGCGCAGCGGCCUCGAGGGGCAAGAGCGAAAUCCUCGGCAGCUCCGACAGGCUCCGCCGCAUCAUCGAGUUCUUCGCGCACGCUGAGGAUGCCAGGAACCUGAGGGUGGACUGCGCCAUGGGCGGGAAGGCCGCCACCGUGGCCUGCUUGAGAGCGCUCGCGGGCAGCGCCCAGGCGGCCAUCGGCUCCGCCUUCGCGGCGGCCCGAAGCCGCCUGGUCUCAGCAGGGGCCGAGGGCCCGGCGGCGAGGGGCCCCGCAACGGCCACGGUCCUCGCCGCCCUACGGCUGGGCUGGAGGGCCGACCACAUCAUGCGCUGGACCGAAGACCUGCAGCGCCCCAUCGACCUGGGUGCCAUCGACAAGCACGCCCUCGGCCGCGAGGCCCAGGCCGCCUUCGCCAGGAAGCUCUGGCGGGACACCGCCGUGGGGGGCCUGCGCCGCCGUCUCUGCAGGGCGCAGGGCAGCCCAGCCUGGGCGGCGCGAUGGUCCACGGCCAGGAACCCCGUCGUCGGCCGCAUCUGGCCUGCGCAGCGGCGUACCGAAGCCUCCCCGCCGCUGGCGAGCUCAGGGCGUUGCCCUGCGGGCUGCGAGGCGAAGGGGGCCCUCAGGCACCUGGCCUGGGCCUGCCCCGCGCUGGAAGGUCUACGCGGGCAGUGGAAGGUCGACGACCCGGAUCUCGACCUCUCCCUGAGCUCUGGAGGCCCUCACGACGCCGACGACGAGCACGCCCUGUGGUCGAGACGUGCCUGGUCAAGGAUCCGAGGAGUCAGCACAGAUUCGCUAUAA
This is a messenger RNA of Prorocentrum cordatum, 1914 nucleotides long. The record is from the annotation of a GenBank genome assembly. Lineage: Eukaryota; Dinophyceae; Prorocentrales; Prorocentraceae.